This is a messenger RNA of Stylonychia lemnae, 267 nucleotides long. The record is from the annotation of a GenBank genome assembly. Lineage: Eukaryota; Ciliophora; Spirotrichea; Sporadotrichida; Oxytrichidae.
AUGCGUUCAGAGUCGGCAGGAAUCAGACAAUGUCUCGAUUUCGAAGUAGCUCUAGAAGUACAAAUUAGACAAGUCCUAACCCUUUUGGAAGAAAUUAUACUUUCAGGCCUAGUAAUUCUAAUCUUAGAUAAAUACAGUCUAGAACCCUGGAACAGAUACAAUCGUAAGAAAAGCAUUUAUAAAAACUUUUAUUAGGAGAAGAUUAAGAAGAGAAAGAGAGAAUCAAUUGGCAAGAGAUCAAAGGUAUCCUCUGUCAAUAACUCAUGA